This is a messenger RNA of Cylicostephanus goldi, 519 nucleotides long. Lineage: Eukaryota; Metazoa; Nematoda; Chromadorea; Rhabditida; Strongylidae. The record is from the annotation of a GenBank genome assembly.
AUGCAAAAAGCUCACAUUCUUACCGGUGCUAUGGAGGCCAUAAGAUUUAAAAGAUGGAAAGAGUUGCUUAAGAGGUUUUCAGGCGACACGCACCUCAGCAUCGUUUUCGGUGACGAAAAAAUAUUUACUGUAGAACCAGUCGUAAAUCCACUAAAUGACCGUGUUUUGGCUUCCUCACUUUCUGAAGCAGUAGACAGAGGAAAGUUUGUCGGAAGAAGUGCACAUCCACGUUCAUUUUCGUCACGCUGGAGUCAAAAUAAACAAAGAUGUUUACUUGAAAACUUUACUGAAGGACACGCUGAAGCCAUGUGCUGCACAGCACUUCAAAAAGAAAUUGUGGCGCUUUCAACAGGAUUCAGCGCCAGCACAUACAGCAAAAGUUGUCCAGGACUGAUGCAAAAAAUUCUUCCGGACUUGAUUUCACAUACAUGUUGGCCUAGUAAUUCUUCCGAUUUGAAUCCGUUGGACUACUCCGUGUGGUCAGUGUUGGAGUCGAACGUCAGCUCUAAAAGACGGCGG